AGUGAGCGAUGAAGGCUUUAGGAGAAAAUAGGAAGAAAGCCAUAUCAAGCCUCUCUCCCUCUGGCAACGACCGCCGACUUAAAUAAAAAAAAAAAAAAAAAUUUCACGACUCACGCCGAGUCAUUACGGCGUCGUAUCCUUCCGUUCAUAUCCUCCUCUGGUUGGGGUUUGUAUUUUGUUUUUAAUUUUUAAAAAAAAUUUUCAGUUUCAGUCCUCCUGGCUUAAAAACAAAACCCCUCCUCUAUAUCCAAACCCAUAUCCUUCGAAUUUGACUUUUCUCUUUUAUCGCUUCACAGGAGUGGAGCUGUUUCUUGCUGUACAGUAAAUAAGGAAGUGGCUUUUCUUCUUUGAGUUUUAGUGUGGUAAUUGAGAAGGGGAAGAUGUACAUUAUGAACACUAACUGCAGCGCCUACACUAAUUGCGGCGCGAGGGUUUUCCAAUUAUCUAAAAUGGUACUAUUUCUUUGAAACUGGUUGGGAGCUAGAGUUGAAUUUUUCUUGUGUGGUUGAGCUUUUAGAUUUAGACUUGCGGAUAGAUAUUGAUCAAGUAGAUAAAAAUGGAAGCAAAUAUCGCAAAGGCAUCGGAUAGAAGUAGGAGAGUUGUGCUGGACUUAAAAAGAAAGCGGGCAACCCGGCUUGCUACAUAUUUAAAUGAAGUUAGGCCCACUUGGGAUUCGUUGCAAAAUAAGCUUGGCAAACGUAGGAAAUUGAAUGGGUGCCAAAGUAAGGUCAUGAGCUAUGGGUCUAAUGGGAGAUCUUUGCUCAAAUGUUAUUCAAAUUAUGUGAAAACUGGGACACCAAAGCGUUUAAUGUUUUAUCAGAAUGGCGAAUGGAUUGAUUUCCCCCAGAGUGUGGUUGAUGUGGUUAGGGAAGAUUUUCAGGUUAAGAAAUCUGCUGUAGAGGUUGAAUUCAAUGGCCAUUGCUUUAUGCUUGAUUUUCUGCAUAUGUCUCGAGUGAACUUGAAAACAACCUUACAGGAACCCAUUGCUUGGAUUGAUGAAGCAGGUAGUUGCUUCUUUCCUGAAACUUUUGACUGCCAUCAACCUGAAAUUGGGGAAUAUCAAGACCCAGUGUUGGAGGAGCCUUAUGGGCCUCAAGAGAUCAAGCUGUGUUUGGAAAUUGAAAUCAAUGGUGUCGAUCAAUCCAAGCUGAAUGAAUGUAGUGGGGAGUCAAAUGAUCUAGAUAAGCAGAUACAAGUCAAUAGUAAACCUGCUAGCAACCGCUAUGCUAUAGAUGUUGAGAAUAGUUUUAGUAGUGAGUCUGAUGCAAAAAUGGAUGAGAAUUUUCAGGAAAAUAAACAGAUACCUGCAAAUUUAGUCACAGCGCCUGUAUCUGAAAAUGAAGAAUUUAAUUGUGAUUCUGUGCAGAAGAUGUUUCUUUUGGGUAUGGGUGCUUCUGGUAGUACCGUCAUUCUUGAUACAAACCGUUGCGUAAGCGCUUCAAUGCAAGCUCGAUUUGAGCUUUUUCAGAAGCAGGCAGAACUAACCCAAAAAUGUCGUGGGGAUGCAAAUGUUCAAUAUGCUUGGCUUGCUUGUUCUAAAGGGGAACUGCCUACAAUAUUGACAUAUGGGCUUGGUCAUUAUGGAACUUCCACAAUUAAGUCCAUGUAUGGUAUUGGUGUUCAUCUUGCAGCUGCUAACUGCUCUUACACCAGUGCAAAUUUUUGUGAUGUUGACGAAAAUGAGGUACAACACGUGGUGUUGUGCCGAGUGAUAAUGGGAAAGAUGGAAGUUGUUUGUUCUGGCUCUAGACAAAACCUUCCCAGUUGCGAGGACUAUGAUAGUGGAGUGGAUGAUCUUCAAAAUCCCAGGAUUUAUAUAGUCUGGACUAUGAAUAUGAACACUCACAUCUAUCCAGAAUUUGUUGUUAGUUUCAAGAUCUCUUCCAAAACUGAAGGGCAUUUGAAUGGAAGUGAGACUAAGCUUGAUAUUUCAGGGGUUACAUCUUGUCAGGUGCGUAAGCACCAACAAUUAGAGUCUUCUGCAGUUGAUUUGAGCAUAAGUCAACCAGUUUCAGAUUCUGGGAGAUCUGAGGGGAAAGCUGCCAGUCUGGGUUCAAGCAAUACAAGAGCUCCUAAAUCUCCUUGGAUGCCUUUUCCCAUGUUGUUUGCUGCCAUUUCAAAGAAAGUUUCUUCUGAGGUCAUGGACAAGAUUAAUGAACAUUAUGAGUUGUUUAGGACAAAGAAGAUAGGUCGCGAUGAGUUCAUUAAAAAGUUGAGACUGAUAGUUGGGGAUGCUUUAUUGAGGUCUACAAUAACAAAUCUGCAAUGCCAGUUACCACUGAGAAAUAAGUGUGAACCAGAAGUUCUACAGCCUAACCUAGAAAAAGAAAAGGCUCAGCACGCCUUCAAUUGAUUGUAGCACAUUAUUACAGUCUUUGAAUGUGGUGCUCUGCCUGUGUGAUGACCAUGGACUUUUGGGAUCUUGCAAGUUGCGUGCUAGGAAAUGUGUCGACAUAAAUGUUGUGAAUAUCAUGAUAUUUGGGUGUGUUUUGGAGGACCCACUCCUCUGGAGUAAAGUAAAACCUUUCCUUUUAUGCUGUUUAAUGUUUUUUUUUUUUAAAUUUUUUUAUGUGAACUGUUUAAUGUUUAUCUCUUACUUUUUAGAGUGGCAAUAAGUUUGGCUUUUGUGUUAUUCUAGUGUGUGACACUAAAGCUGAAGGAGGAUUUAUAUAUUUUUUGGAUCAUGGAUUAUAAAUAUUUACUUCUAAGCA
Molecule: messenger RNA, 2711 nt
Organism: Quercus robur (English oak)
Lineage: Eukaryota; Viridiplantae; Streptophyta; Magnoliopsida; Fagales; Fagaceae
Product: inactive poly [ADP-ribose] polymerase RCD1-like
Exons: 8
Coding region: 557-2353 (598 amino acids)
Molecular function (GO): NAD+ poly-ADP-ribosyltransferase activity
Source: RefSeq, a predicted model, not a curated record